Mytilus trossulus (common blue mussel) is the source of this 1262-nucleotide messenger RNA. RefSeq lists its product as uncharacterized. NCBI's taxonomy places the organism in Eukaryota, Metazoa, Mollusca, Bivalvia, Mytilida, Mytilidae. The transcript is spliced from 3 exons. The coding region runs from base 15 to 929 and encodes 304 amino acids. The record is from RefSeq and is a predicted model, not a curated record.
UUGAAAUAUUCCAGAUGGAGCAACAACAUUGGUGUUCAUUUUGUCUGAUCCCUUUUAAAAAUGAAUUGAUUUUAAGAGCUCAUCUUAACAUUCAUGAAAAACAACCACCAAUUUCCUGCAGUUUGUGUCCACUGACAUUUGUACAUCAUAGUCAAUUAGGGAAUCAUAUCAGAUAUAGGCAUUCAGAUUACAUCAUUAACUCGUUUAUUGAAAAUGCUAAAAGAAAUUAUAGAAAGACUAUAACAGACAUUAAAACUGAAAUAGAAUCUGAUUCCGAAUGGACAGACAGUUCCGAAGAAGAAGACUGUAUAACAAGUAGUGAAGGAGAAGCAUUUUUGGAGGAAAACAAUAAAAUAGUCACAAAAGACUAUGAACGAACGAGAGAAGCCGUACCAAACAUUCCGAAUGAAAUGAGGUACAUCCUUUCUCAAAAAAAGAUCGAUGUUUCUGACUCUAAAUAUUCUCUUAGCCAAUUUGAUUCAAAAGAAUCAAAUACCAAACAUAUGAACAAUUCGGAUGGAUGGCAUGGGAACACAACGGACUGUGAUGUUUCAUUUCUUGACAAAUUAGAAAGGGAAAAAGAAGCAAGACAUCUCUCCGAUGAAACAAAAAUGUUUUCUACUUUUAAAGACAACUUACCUCUUAUUUCUACAAGGCACACGUUACUGCAGCACAUGAAGUCGGUGAAUAACAAUUCAGAGGAUAUUGAGUGUAUUCAACGUCCUAGUUAUAAUUUUGAAGAUGACAAGAAUGACCCUAAGCAAAACACAAGGGAUGAGUGGAUUGAGGAAGUUGACGGAGACAGAGACGAACUGAAUUAUGAACAAAACAAAGCUAUGACAGAACAUGAUGCUGCUGGCGCUAAUAGAGGAGACCCAAUACCAUUUAAUGAAGACCAUGAGUGUGGAAGGAAGCCAUCGACAUACUAAAGGGUACUUUUAUGAAGAAAAAGAAAAGAAGCAGGAACAAAGGACGGUUCGCUUCAGAAAAAAUAGUUUCCUUCAAGAAAUGGUUAACUGCUAACUUUCCUUUGGAAGGUGUCAUUUGUGGUUGUGGAAAAACUUUAAAACACCGGACUCUGUUGUAGCCCACCUACGAAGAAAAAGCCCCAUAGCCCGAAAAAAUGUCAAGUUAUAUAAAAUUGGCAUAUAAUCAAAGAUAAGAAAAUUCUUGUGGUGACGAUAAUAGUUUCAUGCAUAUUUUGAUAAGUAAGCUCUAACGAAGGCGGAAAGAACUAAACUAUAAAUGUGCAAGAUUCACGA